Molecule: messenger RNA, 1307 nt
Organism: Desarmillaria tabescens
Lineage: Eukaryota; Fungi; Basidiomycota; Agaricomycetes; Agaricales; Physalacriaceae
Product: kinase-like protein
Exons: 5
Coding region: 22-1182 (386 amino acids)
Biological process (GO): protein phosphorylation; regulation of mitotic cell cycle
Cellular component (GO): nucleus
Molecular function (GO): ATP binding; protein serine/threonine kinase activity
Source: RefSeq, a predicted model, not a curated record
CCUGUUCUCCAUCCUUCCACCAUGUCUUCGAAUAAUACCGACUGGGACGCGUUCGAAUUUGAAGGUGACUCAUCAGAUAGUCAUGGGGAAGUUAUUGCAGUAGGAAUUGCCGCUACUGUAUAUCUCGCACACGAAGACGACCAACGGGUUGCUAUCAAAUCGUCGACUACCAACCGUCGGUUCGCAAAGGAACCUCAUGACAUAAUAAAAGAAUGCCGCAUUCUCUCUCAGUUAUCCUAUGCCAAUAUAAUUCCAGUUUUAUGGUCAAGAGAUGAUCCACACGAACACACGCUCGAAAUAUGCAUGCCUUUCAUUCCUUACUCACUCGAAAUUCUUCUUUCUAUCCCUUCGUUUACUCCUGACAUGGGCAGCCAAUUUUACACCAUAACCCGCUCAAUAAUAUUCCAAACCCUAUCGGCACUUGCAUACCUUCAUUCAUCGCCACAUAAAAUCGCGCACCGCGAUAUAAAGCCUUCUAAUAUACUCAUAACCACCUCCGGGUGCGUCCAGCUAAUUGACUUUGGCGUAUCGUACACACUGGACCCACACCCAGAGGAUAUCUGGCACGAGGAAAAAUACCGAAUGUAUUUCGAAGUAUCUACCGGUCCGUACCGCGCACCAGAACUUCUUUUCGGCGCACGGAAAUAUGAUCCUUAUGCCGUGGACAUGUGGAGCCUUGGAUGCGUAUUUGCCGAGUUUUUCACUCCCCUCCUACCCGAAGAGAACAACGAUGAGUAUGACUACCCCCCGGAACUUUGCGACGCGAACCCGACACUCAUACGGAACACCCUCUUCGACGGAACACGAGGCGAGAUCGGUUUAGCGUGGAGCAUCUUCAAAAUUCUGGGUACUCCCACUGAAGAAUCAUGGCCUACAUUCAAAGAGCUUCCAGACGCGUCGCGUGUGGAAUUCACGAUUGUUCCUCCGGUACCUCUAGAGAGCGAUUUACCGUAUCUUCAUCCUCAUGAUCAGACCCCACAUGAACUCGGUCUUUUGCAGUCGCUCCUCAGAUACCCUCCCUCCACAAGAAUCACUGCCACCGACGCUAUCGCCCACGCCUGCUUUGCGGAUAGCGUACUAAUACCGCCAGAAAUACAAAAAGCCGGUACUAAUUGCAUACACCAAGCGAAGGACGGAAAGACAAUCGGAGAAAUACUGGCGGAGGUACUCACCAAUGGUUGAUCCCCGUACCCACCUAUACCAUUUACGACCUUUCACGCAUGUCUGUCCAUCCUAUCCAUUCAUUCACAAAAAAAUAGAUGCGUCAAUGUAUAUUAUGGGGUCUAGGUUGAAAUGAUGUUUGUAUC